Messenger RNA from Impatiens glandulifera, 2150 nucleotides. Its product is annotated as plastidic ATP/ADP-transporter-like. Bases 153 to 2000 code for a protein of 615 amino acids. Gene Ontology annotation, molecular function: ATP:ADP antiporter activity. The transcript has 5 exons. The record is from RefSeq and is a predicted model, not a curated record. Gene Ontology annotation, biological process: nucleotide transport. NCBI's taxonomy places the organism in Eukaryota, Viridiplantae, Streptophyta, Magnoliopsida, Ericales, Balsaminaceae. Gene Ontology annotation, cellular component: membrane.
CUUCAAGGCAAUUUACAGUAUCGAAGCCAUGCCUCUGCAAAAAGCAUCACUCUCCUAAUCUCUCUAGCGCCUUAUCCUUCUAUAAAGCUCAAGUAUUUGGCUGUUGAAAGAGGUAAGGUAAGGGGGAGAGAAAGAAAUAGAGUGAGCUAAACAUGCAGGCCGUACUGCAAUCCAAAGGGCUCCUUUCUCUACCUUCAAAUCCAAAACCCAGAAGUGUAAUUUCAUCAUCGCAGGGACUCAGGCAUCGUUUCAACGUCUUAAAACCCAAUUCUCUUGAUGGGUUAUCGUUAUCAUCAACUGGGUUUUCAAAAUUUCAUGGAUUCUCUCAAAGGAACAAAGGUUUCAUCUGCAAGGCCGAGGCUGCCGCCGCCGUGCCAGAUGAUGGGGAGCCAUUACUUGGAGGGUCUGAUUCGCCAAAGUUUAUGGGUAUUGAAAUCGUCACCCUUAAGAAGAUUAUACCACUUGGGUUGAUGUUUUUCUGUAUUCUCUUCAAUUAUACUAUUCUAAGAGACACUAAAGAUGUACUGGUUGUGACUGCUAAAGGGUCAAGUGCUGAAAUUAUACCAUUUCUUAAAACCUGGGUUAAUUUACCCAUGGCUAUCGGAUUUAUGUUGCUGUAUUCAAAAUUAGCUAAUGUGUUGUCGAAGCAGGCUCUGUUCUAUACAGUUAUCCUACCUUUCAUUGCCUUCUUUGGGGCUUUUGGAUUUGUGCUUUAUCCUCUUAGCCACUAUUUUCAUCCUACUGCCUUUACUGAUAACCUUCUAGCUGUUCUUGGGCCGAGGUUUCUUGGUCCUCUUGCUAUUAUAAGGAUUUGGUCCUUCUGUUUGUUCUAUGUCAUGGCUGAAUUGUGGGGAAGUGUCGUUGUUUCGGUUCUUUUCUGGGGUUUUGCCAAUCAGAUAACAACGGUUGAUGAAGCUAAAAAAUUCUAUCCUUUGUUUGGUCUUGGAGCAAAUGUUGCACUCAUUUUCUCGGGUCGAACUGUGAAGUACUUUUCGAAUAUGAGGAAUUCAUUAGGCCCGGGUGUUGACGGUUGGGCGAUCUCAUUGAGAGCAAUGAUGACAAUUGUUGUUUUCAUGGGAGGUGCCAUUUGUUUCCUUUAUUGGUGGGUGAAUGCUUAUGUACCUCUUCCAACCCGAAGCAAGAAGAAGAAGGAAAAACCGAAAAUGGGUACAAUGGAGAGCUUAAAAUUCUUGGUUUCUUCAAAAUACAUUAGGGAUCUUGCCACUUUGGUUGUUGCUUAUGGCAUUAGUAUCAACCUUGUUGAGGUUACAUGGAAAUCGAAGCUCAAAGCUCAGUUUCCAAGUCCGAAUGAGUACUCUGCAUUCAUGGGAGAUUUCUCAACCGCUACAGGGAUAGCUACAUUCACUAUGAUGCUUUUAAGCCAAUGGAUUUUUGAUAAGUAUGGUUGGGGAGUGGCAGCCAAGAUCACUCCUACUGUCUUACUCCUCACCGGAGUUGGGUUCUUUUCGUUGAUACUGUUUGGAAGUCCUCUAACGCCGACUUUGGCUACGUUUGGGAUGACCCCACUUCUCGCGGCUGUAUAUGUUGGCGCGCUGCAGAAUAUCUUCAGUAAAAGUGCCAAGUAUAGUUUGUUUGAUCCUUGUAAAGAAAUGGCCUACAUUCCUCUAGAUGAGGAAACUAAGGUUAAAGGGAAGGCUGCAAUUGAUGUAGUCUGCAACCCGUUGGGGAAAUCGGGAGGAGCAUUGAUCCAGCAGUUCAUGAUUCUGACUUUUGGAUCCCUUGCGAAUUCAACUCCUUACCUCGGAGGCAUACUUCUAAUCAUUGUUCUCGGGUGGUUAGGGGCAGCCAAAUCCUUGGAUGGGCAGUUCACUGCACUUCGUCGAGAGGAGGAAAUUGAAAAGGAACUGGAGAAAGCUGCAGUUUCAGUCAAAAUUCCCAUUGUAUCGGAAGACAGUAAUGGAUCUCUUGCGACUGAGCGAUCGCUCAAUCCAACGGGAGGCGAUGCCCCGGGCAGCCCGUCUGAGACCUAUCCGCGCUAGAUACACAAAAACUUUCCAGUGGUAACUAGAAAGCGUUUUUUGGUCUUAGGAUUAUAAGUUGUAAUAAUCAGAAGGAAGGCGCGAUUUAGUCGCAAACUUUCUAAAAACACUCUUUGUGAUUGUUUAGUUAAAAAGGUUAUUUAUUGUUUU